This is a messenger RNA of Parastagonospora nodorum SN15, 813 nucleotides long. RefSeq lists its product as hypothetical. Lineage: Eukaryota; Fungi; Ascomycota; Dothideomycetes; Pleosporales; Phaeosphaeriaceae. The coding region runs from base 1 to 813 and encodes 270 amino acids. The transcript has a single exon. The record is from RefSeq and is a predicted model, not a curated record. Gene Ontology annotation, molecular function: hydrolase activity, acting on glycosyl bonds.
AUGAGCUUGUCAUCCUCAUCCGAGGCCACUACAUCAUCGUCAAUGGUUACAUCGGUCGUCAGCUCAUCAGAAGUACCAACACCCACAUUGCACCCCUCUUCUGUUGAGACUGCAUCGAACGCAGCAGAGACCCCAACACUGACACCAGAAGUCUCUUCGCCGGUUGAAACACCAAUGCCUUCUUUGAGCACCUCCACUGUCGAGCCUACCUCCAUUGUCGAGCCUACCUCAAGCGCACCCGCUAGCCCCACACCGACACCCGAGCCCUCGACUUCAGUUGAACCAUCACCAACCUCUUCCACGUCCAGCUGUAUCCCCACUCCCACGAACUAUCUUGCAAACGGCAAUUUCGAAUCUGGUUCUGUUCAACCAUUCGUGUUUGGCUCUAGUGCACCGGGCACUACCAACCAGAUCAACGCUGCUGCAGCCCACUCUGGCAACUUUGGCUUCCAUGUGCAGCAAGUUUCGCGCGUCUCUAUUACUAACGCAAUUUGGCAAUUUGCUCAACAAACCGUCAAGAUCCCUUCCGGUACUACAGUCAGCUGCUCUUCAUGGGUCAACGCGCUACGUACUCCGGUCGUACAAGUAUUGACCUACAUUUACAUCGAUAACACGCUGUGCCAUUUUGAGGCUGUCACGAAGAAUGACUGGACGAAGCCUACGGGUAGUGUCACUGUUUCUGGUGACACUCAUACUGUGUUGUAUAGGGUCAUUCUACCUGUUAACAACUUCAACUACGUUGGCCCGCUGUUUGAUGUGGAUGAAAUCUCCAUCACGCCGAUGACUGGUCCGGAUGCUGUCGCGUCUUGUUAA